Molecule: messenger RNA, 1305 nt
Organism: Lottia gigantea (owl limpet)
Lineage: Eukaryota; Metazoa; Mollusca; Gastropoda; Lottiidae
Exons: 8
Coding region: 1-1305 (434 amino acids)
Biological process (GO): protein linear polyubiquitination; proteasome-mediated ubiquitin-dependent protein catabolic process
Cellular component (GO): LUBAC complex
Molecular function (GO): ubiquitin-protein transferase activity; ubiquitin binding
Source: RefSeq, a predicted model, not a curated record
AUGAUUUACAAGUUUCCUCUUGAAGUACAAAAAUGGAUAAUUGAUAAGAAACUUCCACCUGAUGGUGAUACAUUAUAUCAACAUAGAAUUCGUGGCACAGGUCAUACAGCAUAUGUUUAUUUAAUGAGUGCCAAAUCUGUUAACUUAACAACAGACAGACAUCAACAGCAAUUUGCUACAGUUGCAAGUCUGCAGUCUUCUGAACUUUCAUUAAAUACUUAUGAACCGAUUGAAACAGUGAAACACUUAAGACACCCAGGUCCAUCUGUUCAGCUAUCAAGAAAUCCUGGUCAAUCUAACAUCCCUCCACCAAAAUUACCUAAACCUGCUAGGAGUAUAAAGAGUGAAGAACCAAUUGGAUGGAUUUGUCACGAAUGUACGUAUAUUAAUAUACCCACCAGACCAGGCUGCGAGAUAUGUUCAGCAGAUAGACCUAUUGAUUAUACUAUACCUACUGAAUAUGUUUUGCCUAAUGAAGAAAUAGAGAGAAUUCGCAGAGAGGAAGAAAUUGAACGAGAAAUGCGACAGAGAGCAGAAGAGGAGAGAAGUGAACAUUUAGCAGCCUUACUACAAACAGAUGAUAUAGAUUUGAUAACUAAUAAUGAAGAAUUUGAUUGUCCUAUAUGUUUUGACAUUAUACCAAUUGGAGCUGGUGUAGUUCUGAGAGAAUGUCUUCACAUGUUUUGUAGACUAUGUUUAAUGGGAGCAGUACAACAUUCAGAAGAAGCUGAAUUACGAUGUCCAUACCAAGAUGAAAAGUAUACUUGUGAAUCAAGUAUACAAGAGAGAGAAAUAAGAGCUUUAGUGAAUAAGGAUUUAUACCAACAAAUAUUACAUAGAAGUCUAGUAACAGCUGAAAGUCAAGAAAUACACAGUUAUCACUGUGCUACCACUGAUUGUGUGGGCUGGUGUAUUUAUGAAGAUUUAGUAAAUUUUUUUGAAUGUCCUGUAUGUAAGAAAGAAAAUUGUUUAACUUGUAAAGCUAUUCAUGAAGGAAUGAAUUGUAAACAAUAUCAAGAGGACAUCAAAUUAAAAGCAGCCAAUGAUACAUCUAUUAGAAGAACUAAAGAAUAUCUUGAUUUAAUGGUAGAACAAGGCAAUGCUAUGUUAUGUCCACAAUGUCAGAUUAUAGUUAUGAAGAAAGAUGGAUGUGAUUGGAUUAAGUGUUCAGUGUGUAAAACUGAAAUCUGUUGGGUAACUAAAGGAAGAAGAUGGGGCCCGAGGGGAGAAGGAGACAUCAGUGAUGGAUGUAAAUGUGGUGUUAAUAAUAUUAAAUGUCAUGUUAAUUGUGGAAAUUGCCACUGA